UGGUUGUCGAGAUUGUCUUUACUAAAGAGCCAUCGUCGCGUUGCCCUGAUAUAACGAGAGUUAGUAUUGACGCUAAUUUAAAUGAUGCACAUUAAUAUCUAUCGAUUUGUGUUAUUUUUAUUAUUGUACAUCUUUCAAUGCUGCCGAAGUCUUCCCACCGAUUUUCAAAACACCACGGAUCCGGUAGCGAUCGAGAAUCAGAAAUGGGUAGCACGUCUUCAACAUACGGAAUUAUUUCAAUUUUCGGGAAACAUUUCCCAUCCUCAUCUUCGCAAUAAACGGUUUAUCGUGCCAGGUACUACAAAAUUAAAUACACAGAAAUCAAUAUAUCAAGCUUGUGUUGCGCCAGGUAAUCGAAAAGGCCAUUGCAAGCAUUUCAGUGGAUGCAUUCUAUCAAAGGAGUUCCUCAAAAGUUCAAACGCUGGGCGAUUUAUGGAUUAUAUGUGCAUAAUUGAGCAAACGUACAUAGGCAUGUGCUGUCCUGAUGAUGUCAUGACAGCUCGGUCGGAAAAUAUGUUCGACGAUGAUUUAGCCAGCAAGUUACCAGCGAUAGCGAGUCUCGACGACGACGAGGAAGAGUGGGAUGAAACUCAAGGAAAUGAGAACGAGAACGGAUUACCUGCCAACAAGACAAUGCACAGAGAUGCGAAUUUGCGAAAAGACGAGAUAUCGGUCAAGCAAGAGACAAGGAAGCCACGAAGACCCAGAGGGUGCGGCAUAACCACGAGAAUGAAAACCAGAGUCACGGGAGACCAACCGGCUGACACUAAAGAGUGGCCAUGGAUGGCGGCUCUUCUCCUUACCAAAGAAGAAGCGACUCAGUAUUGCGGGGGUGUAUUAAUCACUGAUAGACACAUACUUACAGCCGCACACUGCGUUUAUAGGUACGAUCCGCACUACAUUACGGUGAGACUCGGCGAAUAUGAUUUCACUAAGGUCGAGGAGACACGAACGUUGGAUUUUAUGGUGUCGGAGAUACGAAUACACAGGGAUUUCGAAUUGAACACAUACGAGAACGACAUUGCUAUCAUUAAGAUCCAUCGACCCACCGUGUUUAACAGCUAUAUCUGGCCCAUCUGCCUCCCGCCUGUUCAGCAAUCGUUCGAGAAUAAAGACGCCAUCGUUAUAGGUUGGGGCACACAGUACUACGGAGGACCUGCUAGCACAGUGCUGCUAGAAACCACGGUACCGGUAUGGCCUCAAGAAAAAUGCGUUCACAGCUUCACGCAACUGAUUCCGAACACUACUCUGUGCGCCGGCGCUUACGAGGGGGGUCGCGACGCUUGUCAAGGUGACUCAGGUGGUCCGUUGCUGCAUCAACUCGCCAACGGCAGGUGGGUCAACAUCGGGAUAGUGUCCUGGGGGAUUCGCUGUGGUGAUCCCGGAUAUCCGGGAAUAUAUACCCGCGUGAACUCUUACCUCGAUUGGAUAUUUGCGAACUCCGUGUUUUGAGAGUCACGUAGCCGUUCUCACGU
Molecule: messenger RNA, 1475 nt
Organism: Trachymyrmex cornetzi
Lineage: Eukaryota; Metazoa; Arthropoda; Insecta; Hymenoptera; Formicidae
Product: proclotting enzyme
Exons: 8
Coding region: 82-1452 (456 amino acids)
Biological process (GO): proteolysis
Molecular function (GO): serine-type endopeptidase activity
Source: RefSeq, a predicted model, not a curated record